AUGUCUAACAUUUACGAAAUCAUUGAUAGCCUUCUCGAAAAAGAAGAAUCUAAAAUACUACAAAUACAUCUUAUUAACAAUCCAGAAAAAGAAAAUAGGUUGCUUUUGGCCCUUAAAAGUCACGAAAAGCCUGAAGAUAAAAAGAGCCUUUUGAAAGAUUUCCUUAGUAAUAUAUCCGAUGAACUGCAAGUGAAACGUUCAGGUGACUUUCAAGAGUCUAUUCGUAAACUUGCUCCUCCUCGUUACUGCGAAUUUUGGUUAAACCCUUAUAAUUCGCAAAUUAUUUGCAUAAUGCCACCGGGUUAUAUUGACGAAAAUGUGUUGAAUUCUGAACCGUAUUCGUGUUACAUGGAUGUUGAAGAGGAUAAAAUUGUAUUAAAGAAUAACGUAAUGAUAAAUUCUGAAAACAUAUUAAUAUUAAAUGACGGUAAACCAGUGGAAGUUAGGUUAAACGAAGGGGAGGAAUGUAAGUUGGUAGUUUCAGGUCAUAUUAAGUUGGAUAAAUGUGCAAAAUUUCUACGCUUAUGCAAACUCCCAGAAUCAAUAGUUCGCGGAGUAACAAAGCAAUGUAUCUACAUCAAAGAAUCAUAUCUCAAGAUGAUCGAAUUGAUUGAAACAGACCGUGAGAAACUGAGCUUAAAUGGGUGUGUUAUAAUCGGAACGCCAGGCACUGGUAAAACACACUUCUCAUUAUAUUUCGCUUUUUUUAUAAUGCGUCGGUACCAAGAAACAGAUAUCAUUUUUGAACAAUUAUGCAAAAACACUGAUGAAGGUUUGAUUCUUCGUAUUAAACCAAACAAAAGCGUAAUGAUCAUUUCUGACCUAAUCUCCGAAGACCCAGUAAAUAGCUAUUACAUUGUAGAUUCAAUAGCACCUACUGAUGUUGGUACAAAAUUCACACUAUUAUUAACAACGCCAAGAAAUGACCGGUGGCAUGAAUUUGAGAAGAAAGAUGGUGUUAUGAAAUAUUACUCAUCUUUAUGGGUAGAAAAGGAAAUCUUGGAUGUAUGGAAGUUGAACUACAAUAGUAUACCUGAAGGACGAGUCAAGGAAUUGAUUAACGUAUGGGGUUGUGUACCACGACGGAUUUUCUGCGAAUAUUAUAAGGAACCGAAGAUUAGUGAGGUAAUAGCUAAAUGUAAUGUUCAUGAUUACAUUGAGAAUGAAGGGGAAGAUUUAGGAGAUAAAUAUUCCGGUAAAGCAAUACUCAUUCGCCCUAAACAAAAUUUUACGGAUAAGGAGUUUAUUCCUGCUUCAGAAAUUAUAUCUAAGGCUUUGUAUGAAAAAUACAAAAAUUCUACAAAAGACAGUAUUAUUAGUUUAAUCAAAAACCUUGCAGGAGGUGCUGCUGCUCCGUUGUCUAGAAAAUUCUUCGAAAUGAUGGCUCACGACUUAUUGCGAAAAGGUGGAACAUUUAAAGUGCGAAACUUGAGCACUGGUAACUGCGAAAUACUACAACUCCAAGAGCUGAAACAAAAUGUAUUCCAUAAUAUUGAUGAAAUAGUUUCGAUGGAAUUUAAUUUUCCCGACAAGAACAAUCUUAAAUCUUUUGAUGCUCUUACGCCUAACUAUAAUGGGUCUAAUCAUCAUUUAUAUCAAAUGACAAUCGCAAAAACACAUAAUAUUAAGGUAAACGGCCUUCAAGAAAUGAGAAGUCUAUUGGAUAAUGGUUCACCGAUCCAUCUUUAUUUCGUUGUUCCAGACAUAGAUGAAAUAUAUGAUAAUUAUUGUAAGCAAGAAUAUCACACAACAAAAGAUACUAUAUAUAUAGGAUGGAAUAAAGAAACGGAAUGGAUUCAAAAAAAAGUGACUCAAUAUGUUCUUCUGAUUGAGCUUUCAGAUUUUUCUUGA
Molecule: messenger RNA, 1851 nt
Organism: Funneliformis mosseae
Lineage: Eukaryota; Fungi; Glomeromycota; Glomeromycetes; Glomerales; Glomeraceae
Source: the annotation of a GenBank genome assembly